AUGUCUUCUGAUCGUCAGAUCCCAAGUGUUGAUGAAUCGGAAGCUGUGCGCCGUGGGCGUAGUUUUGGAUCUAUUCUGAAGCCGAGCACUAACCAAGCUCCACAAGUACAAACUCGAGACAUUAAGUUAGACCAACCAUCACAUAGCAAAUCAUCAGUAACACCUCGGGAGCAUGAGGAAAACACACCCUUCCAGAACCUUAGGUCGAAGUCACCAGAGUAUGAGCCAGAUCAACACGUAUUGUCAGAUGCAAAUGUCGAGGAAGACGAAAGUCGAGGGAGGAAAAGGUCCUUUGAUGAUUCAGAACAGUCGUCUGGAGACUCGAAGACUACGACCUCGAGCUCAUUGCGUCCAAGAACUACAUCAAAGACUUUCGAUAUCAAGCCCAAAGUCACGUCCGAGCAGAGUACUAGUCGAGAGCGGGCUGUGAAUUCUGUGGCCAUUGACCGCGAAAAUGAGGACGACAUGGAAAGAGCCCAGCGACUAAAGAUCUACGAAGUGACCGACUCAAAACCCUACAGAGUCCUUCGAACCUUAGUACGAGGUGAUUACAGCCAAUAUGAGCGUAUAGCUGGAAAAGGUGAGGUUCGGCUUCGGAAGUACCUACUGGCGGCCAACCUCAAGGAAGAAGCUACCUAUGCCAUAAAGUGGACGAUUGGAAGCAUCCUUCGCGAUGGAGACACGCUGUUUGUUUUCUGUGCAAUUGACAAGGAUAUGGACAUUGAUCGCCCAGGUGAAGGACUGGGUGAGCACGAAGUUCGCCAGGCAAUGCAAGAAACCACAGCCGAUGUGGCCAAAAUGACAGAGGAAGCGUCCAGCAAAGCCGUACUUUUCGCGGGUGUGAAAAACAUUCUUCCUGGGUCGAGGAAAAGCAGUGUAGCCGCAGACGCGAGAGCGUCAGCCAAACAACAGGACCGCAUGCAUGCUUUGGAUAAGCUCGUGGAAACCUGCGUAGGCUUUCUUAGGAAAACAGUCCUUCAGGUUAGGGUGGUGGUGGAGGUUGUUCACUGCAAGGAUUGUCGCCAUAUGCUCACAGAAGCGAUUGACCACAUUCAACCAACCAUGGUCAUUGUAGGAUCACGCGGACGCAGCCUCGUCAGAGGUACGAUUGCGGGCUCGGUGUCACAAUAUCUCAUCGUGAAGUCUAGUGUACCGGUCAUGACAGCGCGUAAGAAACUGGCCAAGAAUGAAGGCCAAACACCACUCGCAAGGAAGCGCCGGGAUAACAAUAUCGUACCAGAUGGUGCAUUUAAACUCCCUCAAGAUGUGAAAGAUGAUGAGAUGGCUUUGAGGCGAGAUAAUGCAUCUAAGGUCUUUGAGGAUGUCAACGAUGAUGAGCUGGCUUCAAGACUAGAUAAUGCAUCCGAAUUUCCUGAGAAUGUUAAGGUUGAUGAGCUGGCUUUGAGGCUAAAUGUGUCUAAAGAGGUCGAGGAACAGGACAAGACCGAAGAUGACGAGCUAAAUAGCAGACAUAAAACGAAUCUGCCAGCCAAGGGGACUGAGCCCGAUAGAUCGAAUGACGAGGAUGAAGCUGACAAUUCACAUCAGAAGUCAGACGGUGUUAUCAUGAAGUAUUAG
Messenger RNA from Bacidia gigantensis, 1578 nucleotides. RefSeq lists its product as uncharacterized. NCBI's taxonomy places the organism in Eukaryota, Fungi, Ascomycota, Lecanoromycetes, Lecanorales, Ramalinaceae. The record is from RefSeq and is a predicted model, not a curated record. The transcript has a single exon. The coding region runs from base 1 to 1578 and encodes 525 amino acids.